Molecule: messenger RNA, 864 nt
Organism: Trachymyrmex cornetzi
Lineage: Eukaryota; Metazoa; Arthropoda; Insecta; Hymenoptera; Formicidae
Exons: 1
Coding region: 1-864 (287 amino acids)
Source: RefSeq, a predicted model, not a curated record
AUGGCGGGGGCUCUGGCGAGACUCACGGCCAAUAUCGGAGGCCCUGGUGAACGGCGUAGAAGAACGUACGCCACGGUGAUUAUGUCCGUGCUAUUGCACGGGGCCCCGAUUUGGGCGCAGACUAUAGCGAGAAAUCGCAAAGUCUUAGGAAGCGUGCGCAAACUACAACGGCAGUUAGCCCUAAGGGUCAUCAGGGGAUAUCGCACCGUCUCCCACGAUGCGGCGGCGAUCUUAGCAGGAAUGAUCCCGUUCGAUCUGGCGGCAGAUCGUAUUAGACGGGCGUACCUACGUAAGCGAGAUAUAAUCGCCCGGGAUGGCGAAAUUACCCCGCAUGUAGGAGCGAUGUUGUUGGAGGCCGAGCGACGACGCGCGAUAGCGCGAUGGCAAAGGCGACUCGAGGAGCUACCCCCGGAUGGACCAGGCGCGGCUGUGCGCGGGGCCAUUGGGGAAGACGUAGAAGCAUGGAUCGGGAGGACGCACGGGGCACUCACGUACCGCGUGACACAAAUGCUGACGGGACACGGGGUCUUCGAGGCCUAUUUGUAUAGAAUAGGCCGAAGAGACACCCCGAUAUGUGUGUUUUGCAGGGCGACGAGUGACACAGCGGUCCAUACCCUUUUGUUUUGCCCGGCUUGGGGGGAACGGAGGGGGGAGCUGCUCGCUAUCGCGGGAGUCGAUAGGGCGUUCCGGGCUGUAGUGAGGGCCGCCGUGCGAUCUCGCGAGGCGUGGAGCGUACUCGCGGACUUCUGUGAGAACAUCAUGCGGAGGAAGGAGGAAGACGAGCGCGCUCGGGAACGGGGUCUCGACCCGUGUGUAGGGAUGCUCGUUCUUCCCCCAGAUGAGGAAGACUCUGACAUGGAUUAG